AUGGAGAUUUCGGUGACUUCUCGGGUGACGAGGUGAGAGACUGAGUGGCCAGUGCGAGCGUCCGCGAGCUCUGGGACUCACCCACGCGGAAGACUCUCGGUCCUCCACCCGCAACCGCACGUGCAUCAUGCGUGGCAAACCCUUGUUCUUCCGCGAGGCAAAAGGGUCGCGCGGCUUACCCCUACCCAGAUGAUCGCCUGCAAGUCGUCGUCGAGAUUCCAUUGCCUGCUCAAAGUCGCGUUCCCGCCGAAUGCUCCUCUCUCGAGCCCGUUGAGCCGCCUUCAGGAUUGUCCCAGAGGUCAGAGUUUGAGUCUUAUCUGGAAGAUGGCUAGCACAAAGGACCGGCAUGCGGAGUUGGACAGGCGUAAGAAGAGAAAAUCAAUUAUGCAUGUAUGGAGGCCAAUCUCCACCCAGUCAGCUUCAAAUGAAGUUGAUCACAGUAGAUCUGAUGUUCAGUGUCAACUCCCAGAGUUGCAUCAGAACAAACCUUCUGGUGUUUCUGAUAAAGAGAUCACCACCCAGGAAGACUCUGUUAUGGGCAUUUCCAUGACACUAACUACAAGUGCUCGUGCCGUGGAUCAUGGCAACGAUUUUGAAACAGAAAAUGUGUCCACAUGUCAUGAUCUCAGUACUACCUCCAAUUCUGGUGGGGCCCUUGAGCAAGGAGUUAUGGAGGGUGCUGUACAGGUGAUGAACCCAACAACGGGUGCUGAAUUAGGCAGUGGAGAUGAAAGACAUUCAAUUUCUAUUGAGGUUGGUGCUUCCUUGAUUCGCUUUAUUAAAGGAAAAGGAGGUUCUAUGCAGAAACAAAUUGAGGGAGAGUUGGGGGUAAAGAUUGUAUUCCCUUCAUCUAAGGAGGACAGUAACAUCACUAUCGAGGGUACUGUUCAAAGUGUUGCUAAAGCAUCAGAAAAGAUUGCUAGUAUACUCGAAGAGGCUGUGGAAAGCCCAAAGCUUGAUUACUCUCACUUUAUAUCCCUACCAUUGGCACUCCACCCAGAACUGGUGGAGAAGCUAAACUGUUUUCAGAACUCUAUAAUUGGGGAUUCCACAUUUAGUGAUGAUGAUGAUUUGGAAAAAGAAUCAAAUGAUGGUACCACAGAUGAUGAGGACAAUCAAUCAGAAAGACAGAAGGUUGCUGUUAGGCUUGAAGUUCAAGAUGAAAAGGAAUGUGUAAAAGUGAAGAUAAAUGCUAUGGACUACAAGUCUACUACUAGAGCUUCGUCUUUGACAGAUAUGGGCAUUGAUAGAUCUAUAUUUAUUAAGCCAAAAACAUUUCAUUUGACUGUUCUUAUGCUGAAAUUGUGGAACAACGAGCGAAUUGCUACAGCUGCUGAGGUUCUUCAGAGAAUAUCUUCAAAAGUACAGGAUGCUCUGGAAAACCGACCUGUUUACAUAAGACUCCAAGGACUGAUGUGCAUGAGAGGUUCGCCUGCUAAGGCCCGAGUUGUGUAUGCCCCAGUGAAGGAAAUUGGUGGAGAGGGACGAUUGUCGCGUGCCUGCCAAGUCAUAAUUGAUGCCUAUGUCGAAGCAGGUCUUGUUCUUGAAAAGGAUGCUCAGCAAGCCUUGAAGCUACAUGCAACCUUGAUGAAUGCAAGGCACAGAAAAAGGAAAGGUAGGAGGACAAAGAGACAUGAUUCUUUUGAUGCACGCCACAUUUUCAGAGUUUAUGGUUCGGAGGACUGGGGGGAGUACCACAUUCCAGAAGUGCAUUUGUCCCAGAGAUUCAAAUUUGAUGAAAGUGGAUAUUAUCAUUGCUGCACGUCAAUUCCCUUACCUGAAAGCAUGCAAAUCGAUUGAUCUCACCCUCUAGGUAUCUUCAUUCAGGUAUUAAUGUUCGCAUCUUAAUGUGAUCAUCAAGGAUGCCACCUGCUCCUUUCUCUAGCUGUGACUACAUAGGUGUUUGAUAUCUGUAGGUCCGACACUUGCCCAGUAAUCGUUCCGUUACCUUAUAUGUAGGCGAAUAAAGUCCAUCCGUCUGGUAACUGUGUACCAAUGGUUGCAUUGUCAUAAAUAUACACCUUGUUUUAUUUUAUUUUGAUCUCCUUAUCUUUGCCACCAUCUAAUGGUAGUGUGCUGGUAGACUGCUUCAUAAAAUUUUGAUUCUAUAUUAUGCUUAGAGAGAAUCAUGCUAGUCGGAAGAAUUUGUCCGACAGAAUUGUCAAGGAUAAAACAUUUGAAACA
This is a messenger RNA of Musa acuminata subsp. malaccensis (wild Malaysian banana), 2184 nucleotides long. RefSeq lists its product as uncharacterized. The record is from RefSeq and is a predicted model, not a curated record. Gene Ontology annotation, molecular function: RNA binding. NCBI's taxonomy places the organism in Eukaryota, Viridiplantae, Streptophyta, Magnoliopsida, Zingiberales, Musaceae. Gene Ontology annotation, cellular component: nucleus. Gene Ontology annotation, biological process: regulation of DNA-templated transcription; DNA alkylation repair.